AUGUUGAGUUCAGAGCACUUGAGUUGUAAAUACGGAGAGCCGUUUAUUGGAGCGGUCGGACAGUUCUCAUACGAGUGCCGACAAUCAGAUAUCGAUGUCAUGUCUUCGCCCAAUAGCAAGGAGUUUGAGAUAUUGUCGGGAAAGUCGUUCGCAUAUAUCUGUGACUUCUUUGUGGACACUCGUCAGUGCGCUCACAAUCCGCAGAGUUCUGGAUGCGAUGGCAUUGAAAUUGUUUGGAUUCUUCCCGAGGGGUUGACUCAGAUUGAGAAAGACAAAGUAAAUAAAUUAAAGAAUUUUUGA
Oppiella nova is the source of this 300-nucleotide messenger RNA. Lineage: Eukaryota; Metazoa; Arthropoda; Arachnida; Sarcoptiformes; Oppiidae. The record is from the annotation of a GenBank genome assembly.